CCUGACCUCAGUCUUUAUUGAUCUUGGUAUCAGCACCUCUAGUGACGUGUCCUGAAGGGUGGGAGAGAAUUCACAAGUGCCUCACACAUAGGGAAAGAAGAAAGUCCAACUAUUGCUGCAGAAAGUCCCCACUGGGGAGGUGCGGGUAGAGUGUUUGGGUAGUAUUAAACAGUGAGUGCCCUGUGAGAAGCACAGUGCCUGGGUGCCGCACUUUGCAUCAGCUCGGAUAUUGAAAUCAGAAACAGAAGACUUUGAAGCCGGCCAGUAAGGGAUUGUCAGGCAGUUGACUAAUGCUUUUGAUUUGAAUCGGAGGCUGCUGUGAAAAGGGAUGCGGCUUCUGCUAGCCACUGUGAACUUCUGAAUCUCACUAGGUUUGGGUCUGCUUUGGGGGACACAGAUACCCCCCGUAUUUCCAAACCAGCUUUCCCUUUUGCUUCAGGACAUAUUUUACCCAAGCCUGCACUAUGGAGCAGUUGGACGGUAAUGAGGGCACCUCGGCUUUUCACAUGCCUGAGUGGAUGCAGAUCCAGUUUGCUGACCAGAAGCAAGAAUUCAACAAACGUCCCACCAAAAUUGGACGUCGCUCUCUGUCUCGUUCCAUUUCUCAGUCAUCUACUGACAGCUACAGCUCGGCGGCUUCAUAUACAGAUAGCUCUGAUGAUGAGACAUCCCCCAGGGACAAGCAGCAAAAGAACUCUAAGGGAAGCAGUGACUUCUGUGUCAAGAACAUCAAACAAGCAGAGUUUGGACGAAGAGAAAUUGAAAUUGCUGAACAAGAAAUGCCUGCACUGAUGGCUUUGAGGAAGAGAGCUCAAGGAGAAAAGCCUUUGGCUGGAGCCAAAAUCGUGGGUUGCACACACAUCACUGCUCAAACUGCUGUGCUUAUGGAAACUCUGGGUGCUCUGGGGGCCCAGUGCCGAUGGGCUGCCUGCAACAUCUAUUCCACUCUCAAUGAAGUGGCUGCUGCUCUGGCAGAAAGUGGAUUUCCUGUCUUUGCCUGGAAGGGAGAGUCAGAAGAUGACUUUUGGUGGUGCAUUGAUAGAUGUGUGAAUGUGGAGGGCUGGCAGCCAAACAUGAUCUUGGAUGAUGGAGGGGAUCUUACCCACUGGAUUUAUAAAAAGUAUCCCAACAUGUUUAAGAAAAUCAAGGGCAUAGUAGAGGAGAGUGUUACUGGAGUUCAUAGGCUGUACCAGCUGUCCAAAGCUGGGAAGCUGUGUGUUCCAGCCAUGAAUGUCAAUGACUCAGUCACCAAACAGAAAUUUGACAACCUCUACUGUUGCCGUGAAUCAAUUCUUGAUGGACUUAAAAGGACAACAGACAUGAUGUUUGGUGGAAAGCAAGUGGUAGUCUGUGGCUAUGGAGAGGUGGGGAAAGGGUGCUGUGCUGCCCUGAAAGCCAUGGGCUCCAUUGUGUAUGUAACUGAAAUUGACCCCAUCUGUGCCCUGCAAGCCUGUAUGGAUGGAUUUCGACUGGUGAAAUUAAAUGAGGUCAUCCGGCAAGUGGACAUUGUUAUUACCUGUACAGGAAACAAGAAUGUGGUAACCAGAGAGCACUUGGACCGUAUGAAGAAUAGCUGCAUCGUUUGUAACAUGGGACAUUCCAACACAGAGAUUGAUGUGGCGAGUCUGCGGACACCAGAACUGACCUGGGAGCGAGUGAGAUCUCAAGUUGACCAUGUGAUAUGGCCUGAUGGCAAGAGGAUAGUACUGCUGGCAGAGGGCCGCCUGCUGAACCUAAGCUGCUCCACAGUGCCUACAUUUGUGCUGUCAAUCACUGCUACUACUCAGGCGCUUGCCUUGAUAGAGCUUUACAAUGCUCCUGAGGGUCGCUAUAAACAGGAUGUCUACCUGUUGCCCAAGAAAAUGGAUGAAUAUGUGGCCAGUCUACACCUGCCUACCUUUGAUGCCCACUUGACAGAGCUGACAGAUGAACAGGCCAAGUAUCUGGGACUCAACAAGAAUGGGCCCUUCAAGCCUAAUUACUACAGGUAUUAAGUUCCUGUAACUCAAACCAGAAGUUUUAAGGAAUAGAACUUCAAGCCUUUUCUCCACUACUAUAUAAGAAGGAAUUCAGCAAGCUGCUUCUCUAAUCACAGCUGCCUGCCGUGCUCACCCUGUGUGUUUGGUUAUUUAUUUAUUAAAAUCAAGAAUCCUGUGCCUGUAGCAUUGGCCCAGAGUGUGGUUACUGCCCUGAGGGCCAUGAGAGAGCCACAGAGGAUGGACUGAUGAGGGAAAGACAUGGGGUAACUGCUCCCAGUGCAUCAUUCACAUCAUUCCCCAUUGACUGAAUCCUCAGGAGUGGCCAUUUUUCCUCUUGUCCAGGCUCAUGAGUUAGUCCAGGGAUUCCAUACUUCUCAUUCCCUGGAGUUUUCUGGAAUAAAUUUUCAGCACCUGCCUUUCUCAGCUUUGGCCCUUCCCCAGGUGAGGCCGUUUGAAAUUAACAUGGCCAGUGUUUCACACAAGAUUGGGUUCGCAAUCUUGACCAUCACUAUCACUGCCUUCUUUAUAUAAAGGCUAAUAAGGAAGGAAUGUUAUUUAUGGCUUUGCUAAGCUAUGUCAGGAACUCAGCUGUGCUGUGCCUACCAGGGGUCUCCUUUCUUACCUUGGACUCCUUUCUUCUCUUUGAAUAUUUAUGUCCAUUUUAACACUUUCUCGUUGCAAGAGGGAUGUGCCUCCGUUAUUUCCUCCACAGUUUUGGUAUUUGUCAGACAUUUGUUCUGCUGUCUUUCUAAUCCAGCCAACCUCUGCUCAGGAAGUGGGGCCAGCUCCACUGGGACCCAUAGUUUUACUUCCUUGUCAUUUAAUUGGAUAGUUUCCAAGGAAGCCCCUCCAGAUUGUCACUAUCUCAGAAAAGGAGAGCUUGUUGUGAAACACUGCUUCCUGAAAGUUCCUGCUAUUGCCUAACCCUACGUCUGAAACUGAGUAGGGAAAGGCAUACUUUUCCAGGGAGACUCACAGCUUGAUACCCCAACAAAGCAGAGCAUAUUUACUUGUUUCCUAAGAAGGCCAUUGCAGCUUGACUGUCUAAGGGAUACAGAGAUGAAAUCGUAAACUGUAUCCAGAUUAUCAAAGCUAAUUUGAAGAGUUUGAACCUCAUCAGACAUUCAUUCCUUUGGCCAUUGCUAUGGAUGAAACCGAGAUCUGCAAUCUGAUCUGUGGUCUUCUCUGCUGGCAUGUAUUUUAUGAUUUAACUUCUUCCAUUUGAGGAUUCUCUAUUUCAGAGGCAGUUUCUUGAGUAACUCCAGUGUUACAAAAAGAAUUAGUAAUGUGGUAUGGGCAGCAUGAUAUUUUAUGUCCCAUCCAAAAAUUGGAUUCCUUUUGGAGACUGAUCUGCUGGUCUCAAGGGUUUCAUUGGGACCAGAUUGGUUAAAGAGUUAAAGUCUGGAGUGGUCCUAGAAACUUGAAUUAAAUAAGCCUCUUCCCCUUGCCGAUCCUAUUCAACACUCUCAGGUUGGUUUGUUCCCCACUUUUUUCCUAUGCUGGUCUGCCUAAAAGUCUCAAGACCAAGAUGACUCAAGGAAACACCAGACCACCCAUGAUCACUAUAACCUUCCUAUCCUGAUUCUCUCUUCUACCUCCACCCUCUCCAGCUUCUCCUGGUCUUCACAUAUAUUCUCAGAGCUAGUCUGAAAGUGACCUUACUUUUGGAAGUAGGGAAGUGGAACUUUGGUAAAUGACUCUUUGUCUCAUUAAAUAGUAUACAGGCUCAGCCCAUAGACUACAGUUCUUCAGAGGCCAUAUGUGUUAGCAAGUACUGGUUAUAUUCUUUUUUUAUAAGGAAGAUCAUAAAUGCUAAAAAUUCCCACUGAGCCAUUCAGUUCUUCCUUUUGCCUACCUAGGCCUAUUUUUUAUAUUAAUUGGGUCCCUUUAGCAAGAGAUUCAGAUUGUUGUACCUUAUCUUAUAUCCAGAGUAGAUUCCAUUUGGCAGAUAUAUGGUCUCUAGCCUAUUGUAUUCUUAGCCCCAAAAUCAUAACCUGCUGUUUCUCAGCAAAGGCUUGCUCUCUGGAACUUACUAUGUGCUGGUACUUAAAGAAUACACUCUGCCUUGCUGUAGUGAAGAGACCCACUCCAAAUAAAAAGGAGCCACACUGGACUUCUGAGUUAGGUUGCCAGUGUUGCUGCCCAUGAUGAGAUAUUUGCCUCUGAGUUUCAGAUGACCUCUCUUCUUUGUAGGAACCUGUGCCAUCAACCAUUAAAAAGAAAGAGCCACAGGCCUCCCAAGUAUUUGGGCUCUAUCUUAGUGUUGGAAUCUGGUCAUUAUUCCCUCUGCCCUUGGAAUCAGGGCAAUGUGUCAUCUUUCCUCAAGCCUCUUACCUUAGAUGCAUCCCAGUUAUCUGGAAGCAUGGGAAAGAAGGCUAAUUAUCUCUUUGUAUGUGGCUCCAGUCUGUGAGGUUACAUACCAUUUUCUCUACAAUGAAUUUGUGCUAGUUUUUUGCCUUCUUUCUUUUCUUUUCCCCAUUAGAGACAGGGUUUCACUAUGUUGCUCAGGCUGGUCUCAAACUCCUGGGCUCAAGCAAUCCUCCUGCUUCAGCUUCCUGAGUAGCUAGAACCACCAGUGUGUGCUACCAUGCCUGGCCCUUUUUUGCCUUUUUCAUGGAGAUAUUCAGUUUUCUUUUCUUUUCCUUUCUUUUUUUUUUUUUUUUUUUUUUUCAUUUAACAACAACAAAAAUGUAUCUAAUCUACCUUCCCUCUGCUGUCUUCCCUCCCCAUCCUACUUGCCCAUAUGAGCGCGGCUCCCCGUGGCCACAUACUCCUGCAAAGCUUUUUUGCUGCUUGGCUUUUCUCUGAACAGAUCUGAUAUUGCUGCUCCUGUGGUUUUCUCAAAAUUAACUUUGUGAUGGUUUUUAAAAAAGGAAUCAAAUGCAUCAUUGCAUUAAGCUUUUUCAAUAAAGGAAAAUUACAGAAGGAAAAUAGGCAACACCAGCAAAUUAUAUGUGGACAAGUUCUAAACUAUAUAUAUACAUAUAUAUACACGUAAUCAUCUAGUUCUGUCAUCUUACUGAAAGGAAUAAAACUUCUAAGGAUCACCAUUUCUGAGAAGUUCUUGGAAAUCUUUAUGUCUAAGUGAUUGUAUUAGAUCAGCAAUAAUGACUGUGUAAUCUUGAAAAACAAAUAAAAUAUUCCUAACAUGGA
This is a messenger RNA of Cebus imitator (Panamanian white-faced capuchin), 5132 nucleotides long. It is a transcript of the gene AHCYL2, whose product is annotated as adenosylhomocysteinase like 2. NCBI's taxonomy places the organism in Eukaryota, Metazoa, Chordata, Mammalia, Primates, Cebidae. The transcript has 17 exons. Gene Ontology annotation, cellular component: cytosol. The record is from RefSeq and is a predicted model, not a curated record. Gene Ontology annotation, biological process: L-methionine cycle. The coding region runs from base 465 to 1994 and encodes 509 amino acids.